Molecule: messenger RNA, 513 nt
Organism: Camelina sativa (false flax)
Lineage: Eukaryota; Viridiplantae; Streptophyta; Magnoliopsida; Brassicales; Brassicaceae
Source: RefSeq, a predicted model, not a curated record
UGCUCAAAUGCAAUGUACGGGUGUAAAGAGAGCACCGCGUACGGGAACAAAUUACUAAGCCAUGAGAAAGUGUGUGUUUUCGCGCCAUGUUCAUGCCCCGUUAAGAAUUGUAACUACAUUGGCUUGGAGCUGAGACGUGGUGCACACAAACGGAGUCCGGGUUACAUAUUCGGCUUGGAGCUGAGACGUUCUAUAAUAUUCUGCUUGGAGGAGGAUGUUCGUGAUCAGAUGGUCAUUUUUCAAGAAGAGAAAGAAGGUGAUGUGAUUGUAGUUGAAAGUUUCACCGGAUCAAAAGGGGUGUAUGUGACUGUGAGCCAUAUAGCGCCUGCGGUUCCGGGAGUGCGCAAAUUCUCCAGCAGCCUAGCCAGAAUCCAAGAGCAUAGCACACUAAGGCUGGGGUUGAGGGUGAAGAAUAUUCAGAAAUCGAGAAAGCUAGAAGAGCAGCCUGAAGAUGACUUUCUGUUGAUCCCAUCUUAUAUGUUGAGUGGUGUUCAUAUUAAGAUGGAGAUUUGA